Molecule: messenger RNA, 8580 nt
Organism: Polypterus senegalus (gray bichir)
Lineage: Eukaryota; Metazoa; Chordata; Cladistia; Polypteriformes; Polypteridae
Gene: znf512b
Product: zinc finger protein 512B
Exons: 16
Coding region: 16-2208 (730 amino acids)
Molecular function (GO): zinc ion binding
Source: RefSeq, a predicted model, not a curated record
AGGGAGUGGUUUGUUAUGCUUGGACAAGAUGGAACUACAGGUGUCACAGGAAACAUGAAGGUAGAAGUUAGAAAGAAAGGUCGACCCAGAGCAGAAAACCAAGAGCUCCGGAGUAUUCCCGCAAGCAUGGUGGCUCUGUGGAAAGAAGAGUUUAAGAUCUGCUCCCGUGUAAAAUGUCCCAACUCUGGGUGCUGGCUUGAAUUCCCAAGUAUCUAUGGACUAAAGUACCAUUACCAGCGUUGCCAGGGGUCUACAAAACUGGACAAACUUAAUCAUCAGUGCCCUUAUUGUGAAGCUGUUUUUGCAUCUAAAACCCGUUUGGAGAAGCACAAAAGUUGGAAUCAUGAAGAGAGAGUCUGUAAAGAAGCAAAAUCUGAAAUGAAGGCGCAUCAAACAUCGGUAAAAGAAAGUGCUAAAAAAAGAGUUGCAGAAAAAGAUCUUUCUCCAGUAAAAAACAAACUGAAGAAAUCAUGUGAAGUGCUGGAGCACUCUCAGAAUGGAGAAUACAUCAGCCAAAAUUCUGGUGCAAAACAAAUGUCAAGUCAGACAUCAGAUUUUUCUAAGAAAUCUCCACGCAGUGCCGAUGUUGAGUCAGGUGGCUGGCCCACACAGUUUCCAGAGGAGGACCCUGAAAGAACAAAGCACAGAAGAAAACAGAAGACUCCAAAAAAAUUCACAGGCGAGCAGCCUUCUAUUUCAGGAACGUUUGGCUUGAAAGGACUCCCAAAAUCUGAGGAUAAAAAAACUGGGAGAGGAAAACAACCAGGAGGAAUUACUUGCAGGGAGGAGCCUAGAAAGAAGUCCGCAAACUCCAGCUUUAAAAAAGAGUCUGUAGUCUACUCUCCAGGAAGCCAAGAAGAACAGUGGCAGCACAUAAUCUCAGAGAAAGGUGAAAUCCUCUGUCCCACCUGCUCACUUGUUACAAGAAAGACUGUUCCUGGUCUCAAAAAACACAUGGAAAUCUGCCAGAAACUACAGGAUGCCCUCAAGUGUGAACACUGUUCAAAGCAGUUUAAGUCCAAAGCAGGACUGAACUACCAUACGAUGGCAGAGCAUAUUAACAAGCCCAUUGUAAGUGGUGACUCUGUUUAUGACGAACAAGAAGAACGGGAGCGGCUGAGGAAAGUUCUGAAACAAAUGGGAAAGCUGAAAUGUCCCAGUGAGGUACUAAAGUUUACAUCUUUUGCAACUGGUCAAGCUAUACCAUCUGUAGUGCUGCGUCAAAGUUCCAGGGACCUUGAUUCCGUUACACGCCAGGUCCAUAUCCAUAUUACCUACACAUCCAGCUUGCUCUACAGACAUUGGUUUAAUUGCCUUUCCAGCCUUGGGUUACCAGUAUCACCAAACAAUGCUGUGGAAAAGCCUUUCUUUGUUUGCAAACAAUGCAAAAAAUACAAGUCUAAAGCUGGCCAUGACUACCAUAUUCGUUCAGAGCACCCUGUGAAGAAUCCACAGCCCAAGAAGAAACCUGUAGAAAAAGAGGAGCAAGAAACAGAAGAAUUUGGUAGAACCCCCAGUGGACGAGUUCGUCGAAAGUCUGCGCAGGUCGCAGUCUUCCACCUCCAAGAGAUUGCAGAAGAUGAGCUGACCAAGGACUGGUCCAAACGUAGAAUGAAAGAUGACCUGGUUCCAGACACCAAGAGACUUAACUACACACGACCUGAGCUUCCAAAAUUUAACUCAAAAAUCUUGGAAAACUGGAAGAAUGAAGUUAGGGAAAAGGGAUUCAUCUGCUGUCCAAACAAUAGAUGUGAAGCUGUUUACUCGAGUGUUUCAGGACUGAAAGCCCAUCUUGCAAACUGUAUUAAGGGUGGAGGUUCUCUUGGAAAAUACAGAUGCCUUCUGUGUCAGAAAGACUUCAGCUCAGAAAGUGGAGUAAAAUACCAUAUUGGUAAAACACAUUCAGAGAAUUGGUUUCGAGCAGCUAAUCGGGUAUCUCACAGAAGUAAACAAAAGGAACAAGAUGGCUUAAAAAAUGCAGUGGCUAAAAGCACAACAGGAAAAAAGCGUGGAAGAAAACACAAAGAAAGGCCUUAUGAACUAACUCAUCCAAUUGCUGAGAAGACCAGCUCAAAGACUGGUACUGGCAGUGAAUCAAACUGUGUCAUUUUGGAAGCUGGAAACCACAGAAUUCGUGAAGACAAAAGAAAAGAUGUGAAAUUUACAGCUAAAAAAAGGGGACGGUCUAGAAAGAACUGUCUUGAAUAAACCUUGGGGGCAGUCACUGCACUGUUGGUAUUUUACUUGUUUUUGAAGAAGAGUUUUUAGAAUUCAGGGUAUGAAAACAUGUUUCUCCAGUUUAAAAUAGUUUUAAUUUCCCUUUUGUAGCUGUUCUUUAACAUUGCAGGCUUCCUCCAAAUUACGAACAACUUCUUUAUGAAAAUUUGGGUACUCAGAAAUGCUCUUUUGUUGUCUUGCAAACUACAAUGAAGCUGAAUUAUCAACAUUUCGAAAACUGAAUGUGGGAUGAUUUUCAAACGUAUGCUGAUAGCUCAAACAUCUCAUCAUCUUUGAAUCUUUCCAAGUAUAUUUUGUUAUAGCAUGCAGAUUAGGAUGAUGCUAGAUGUUGGGGAUGUGCAAUCACAGUCUCAGUCAAUAUCGCAGGUGACACCACAUCCACAUGCUAUGGUUAAAUCAAUUUGUCACACAUGCUGCUCAAGUCUUCUCGCAUCUUGAGUAUCAUGACCGCAAUAAAGAUUGUGAAAGAGUUGGAGAUAAAAAACCAUCAGUCCUUUAAAUGUGAAACUUGAAGUGAAAACGUGUAUGUAAACAGCCUUGUCUAACAGUAGUUAAUGAAAGGAAAAUGUCUUUUAAGGGUUUUUUAUGUCUGAUGUUGACAUUAAAUUAAUUCUGCUCAGUUUUCAUGUAUUUUGGUGUUAUUUGAGCAGACAUUGAUGGUCUUGUCAGCCAGAGGCCACAUAUUUUUUUUGCAUUUAAACUAAUGGGUAUUAUGUGUUUACAUUUUAAUAAUUCACUGUACAAAGGGUUUUUCAGAAAAUGAUUUGCUUCGCAACAUGGGGGAAGCCUGUAUAUGUGUCUCACUAAAACACAUUGCAUCUUCUAAUAGAUAUUGAAUGAGUAACAGUGGGUUGCUUGAUGUGUUCAGUUAUAUUGUAAUUCUAGUGGCCUCAUGCUAUAGGUAAACUAAUAUAGAUUCUGCCUAUAUACAGAAGUCAGUCAAAAGCACUAUAUAUCAAUAUCCAUUGUAUUUUAUAAUUAAAGAAUUCUACUCCCAUUCAAUUUGUUUGAAACAUUAAUCUACAUUUAGCAAUCAUUUUUGCCAUUUUUUACAACCUAUUCAUUAUCCUGUUCUUUUCGAAAAGAAAGGCCUGUCCAAGAUUUUGCGUCUUUUGUGUGCUUCCUAGUUUUUCUUUCUCUAGUUGUUACGAUGAUUUCUUAGCUUAGCUUGCCAGCAUUACUAUUCUCAGAUAGUGCCUCAUCUUUGUGUUCAACGUACAGGGUUUGUUUUGCAUGUUUUCAUACACUUUUUUAAAGCAUGUAUUCUGCCAGAAAUUCUGUUUUCUUUUACGCCACUAUAUUUUUCUAAUAAUUGUGUAGGUAAUUAUUUCAAAAUUUUUCAAGUCAUGACAGAACAAUAAAAAGAAACAACACAUCUUUUGUAGGACUUCUUAUUAUUACUAUAGUAAAAAAAUGCAUAUAAAUCUUAUUUUAAUAGUAGCCUACCUAUCAUAAUUUGAAAUUAAAAUUUAAAUAAAUGGCAAUCACAAAUUUAGUUCAAAUCUGACAACAAAAAGUUACAACUUAAGUCAUGUCCUCUCCACACCACACACCCAAAGAAUAGAACCAAUAAAAAAAUCCCCACCCAACAACCCAAAAACACCUCAAACAUAUAGCAAAGAAAAAAGUGAUGUAUGAUUUAGCAAUCAAGAGCAGAAUUGCAAAUUACAGACCUUUGCACAGAAAAUCAUAUGAAGCACUGGUUCAGGUUGACCGUGGGUAGUCAUAGUAGAUAAACUAAACGGAGAGAGCAUACAAAGAAUCUGUCUUAUCUGUGCAUUCUCUCUGGUAUAUAUUACUCAUUCUGUAUACCUGCUUCCCUGCAAGCCUUAACUAAGAUAAAGUUGGUAUAGAAAAACGAAUAUGAAAAAUGAAAUGAUAAAAUGUAAAUACAUUUUAUAAAUAUAGUGAUUAUUUUCUUUUACGCUGUUCUGCAUGUAGGAAUAGUAGACCUUUUUUAUGUUUGCUUCUUAGUUCACUGCAAUGUCGGUGGCCAAGCAAAGAAUUAUUAUUUUUUUUUAAUUUAGACAAUUUAAUAGUUUUUUACAUUUAUUAUAUUCUUAUCUUUUUUACAUUUUAUGACUGUUAUUAGUGUUUUACAUUUUUUUUUUUUUCCAUUUUCUGAAUAUUGACCAGAUGUGAGUAACCAGAUGCUCUAAACUGGGUAAUCAUCUGAUCUGAAGAAAAUUCCAGUUCAAGAUCAUAAUAAAACAAGUUAUAGUAGCCGCAGAUACUGUAUGACAAACUGAAGUUAUAUGUACUUACCCAUUUAGGGUAUUAAUGCCUACUGUAUUCAAAAAGCUGAUUGUUAUUAAUUGACCAAUGGAUUGUUGGCUUGAGUAGUGUGGAUCUUCUACAAAAUAGUGGUAACUAAGGGGAGACUUAAGGAUUUGUAGAAGCCUCCUGGUUUUACCCUCAAUCUGUCACCUCUUUAUGAACAUAAUUUUAGUAAAUUAUUGAAGGAAUGAUAUUGUAGGUACAACAGCCAAAAUGAAAUUCCUGUGCAGGGUGGCCAAGUUUAUGAGUUCAGGGAGCAAAGGGUAGAUCUCUUGCUUAUGAGCAUUCGAGGCAGCCAUUUAAAGUGGUUCCAACAUCUAGUGAGCAUAUCACCUGGGAAGUUUUAUAAUAACACUGGGAAUUUUCCAGAAGAAACUUUUAUUGGCCAAAAUAAGAGUUGGGUUUGACCUUCUUAGCUUGUUAACUAACUACCAAGACAAAUGAUGAAAAAUUAGUUUAUAAUGAGUUUAUAAUGCUUUUGCUUUCCAUUUUUAUUGAAAUGUUGAUUUUGAUGAAUAUGUGAGAUGUAAUAAUUUACCUGGUAGACUGUAUCCUCUUUAAGUGACCAUUUCUUUGUACAGUUUUGUUGUUCGUUAUUUUUUUAUGUUUCACAAUUAAUACCGUUUUUUUUUUAUAAGUAGAUGUUUAUGUUUAUACAAUAUUUAUAUUCACCUUGCAAUGUGUGGAAUCUGUCAGAAAAAUUAAGAUGUUAGACUUACCAUAUCUGCUGAUGAAUCUAAUCAAAAAAUCUGUUAAAAUCCAGUAAGGCCGCACUGAGUUCCCAUUUGGAAUACUGUUUGCAGUUCUGGUUACUACAGUAUAAAAUAGAUAGCUGCAGUAGAAACUUUACAGAGAAAAAAUAUAUGCACAUCCAUGACCUUUCAGGUAUGACCAACUGAGAUAUCUUACAGUGACUCAGUGUCCUUCAGUCUUAAGACCUCACAACAACUAAAUCCAGUUUUAAAAACUUUCCAAAUUACUUUUAAUAAAAUAUUUACUCAUGCAAAUGCACUCUAAAGAAGCUACUUGUUUUGGAAGAUGUUAUUUGGACUGAGGAGCAAACUGCCUGUUCAUUUGUUGAAAUUUCUAGCCUACCAUCUUUAGAUCCAGUAUUACUAAAUGUAUUAUUGUACUACAGCAACAUUACUUUCACCAUCCAAAUGAAUUAGAUGAACGGAAUAGGAUUAUUUGUAUACUUUCUUACUAUAUGUUCUUUUGUUACUGUACUGUAUUAAAGUGUAAUUUCAAGUUAGCCCAAGAUAAAUAAAGUAUACAUUACAAAAAACAAAUUUAUAUUUCUAUACAUUUAGCAAGAAGUUUACAUUUGCACAGUAACGUUACAUUCAGACAAAUUCAUUUAGGAAGUGUUUGCUCAUGAAAUAUAUUUAAAUCCCUAAUUACAGAUGCAGUCUAUCUAUUUAUAAUCAUUCUUUCCAGGAUGAUGUUUAAUACUAUGGUUUUAUUUUAAGUGGGUGGGAUUUUUUUCUUAAAUGUUUUGAGUAUUUACAGUGGUAAUCUGGGGUGUCUGGUACAUUGAUUAUGGAUCCUUUUACUGUGGCGCAUUAUGAGGAUUAACAUGACUUACUUAAUGUACAAAAAACUUCUUAAGUGAAUUUAAAACAAUUAAAGUGUAAGUAGCACAGUAGAUAUUGUGGCCUUAAAUUAUUUGGAACAUUUUUCAGUGCUAUUUGGGAUGUGUUACCUGUGGAUUUUGCAUCUAUCUGUUUCACAUACAGUAUACUUUCAAAGGCAUGCAGUUAUGUAGAUUAACAAAUCUAAAUUGGCCUGGUCUGCAGUCCUGUAUGAGGUUUUCUUGUUGCAGACAUUAGUAGACAUUAGUCUGAAAGAACUUAGCCUGAAUGUUUUGUUUCAUAUUAUUCAUGCAAUUUUGAACUUCCUCAAUUUUGUACUUUUUUUUUAAGUAAAAUUUAUACAUAUUUACUUCACUUGUCAUUUGAUCUAUGCAGCUGGCCCAGUACAUACAGUAAACAGUGGUCCAUCUCGGGGCACACACGCAAUUGCAAUUCAUCUGUUUUGAGAUGUAUUGAAUUUUAACAAAUUGCAGUCCAAUAAUAAUUUCAAAUGCAUAAUGUGUUAGGAUGACAAUCCCAGAAACUGCACUGAAAAUAGUAUCUGAUUCAGGGAGCUGUAGGACAAGAAAACUCCAUGUAAAGUAGUUUUUCAUGUAGAAUAAUGGGAAAAUAAAAAAGGUUCAACCUAGGCCCAGCAUGGUUGGUGUAGAAAUACGUGAAUAUAUUCUUGGUAAAUACUGAGAAAAUAGUUAAUGGAUUCUCAUGAAGAGAAUUUGGUUGGUUUCCAAUUUAAGAUAAAGCAGAAGGAUAUCACUUUCCCAGUGUGUUAUAGAGAAUGGAUUGGGUUUCUUUCAGUUGAGCAAAACUAAUCUUCAUACAAGUAAUUUAGCAUAACAUAUUACAACAGAUAUUUCAUAGCACAGUGUUAUCUGGUAUUACAGUACUCCAAAUAUUACUCUUAAAGCAUUAGGAAUGAUUAAAUAUUUUGGACAAAUUUAAUAAGUAAAGAGGUGAAAUGUAUUGUGGAAUGUGACAACAAAUAAUUACAAGAUGAUAUGUGAGCAUAAAUAAUGAAAUGUUUCAUAAAAUGUGCUUUUGUUCCUUAUUUUACAUGUAUUAAUUCAAUUAUUUCUUGAUUAAUUUAUUUCAGUGACACGGCAUGAAACAUGAAUCACUUUCACUCCUCACAGUUGAGAGAGCAUGCUGUACCGAGUGUUUUCUUUUGGUUGGUAAAUCUUUGGUAGAGUGGACUUGCAUCUUUAGCCAUUAAAUGCCUCAUUUACAGCAGACACAUAAUAAUGAAUUCCAUUUCAUGAUCUAAAGGAGCCACUUCAUGCACUAAUUAUGGGCACCUUUUUCUUUAACUCAUAUCCACUACGGAUGCUCUCUUAGUCACAACUUCCAGCAUCUCCUUUGCCUGUGAUUGACCAAUCAAAAUACAGUUCUUGCUAAAGCACACCCUCUCAACUGUGAUAGGUAAAAAUGAUGGUUUUCAUUUCUAGCUGUAUUGCAUGUUAAAAACAGUCACUAAUGAUAAACAUUUCAUGACACAUUUAUUUAUGCUCCAAUUAUCAUUGUGUUUUUAUGUAUUGUCACAUUUCUCAAUACAUUUAUUUAAUUAUUUUCCUAAGUAUUCUUUGAUAGUUUUAAGGGACUUUAGAUGCAAAACUAUCCAAGAAAUAUACCUAAAAAUACAAAAAAGUAAAGAGGAACUGGAAUCCAUUUUUAAUCCAGUUUUACCAUUGCAGGUGUCAUGAGCCUUGGCAGCCACUGGUGCAGGCAGGAUGGCAAUUCACACACACAAACGCCCAAUGUAGAAUUAUCAAUAAAUCGAACAUGCAUGUUCUUCAGAUGUGUGAUAACAUUGGCAUACCUGCAUUAAAGUUGUAGAAGCUCUGAUAGAACUGAAUAUUUGAAUCCAAAUUAUACAUUUAUUAAUCUCAGUUUUCCAUACCUGUUAAUUCUUCAGUUAUAUAGGAGACUGGACCUUGUUUCAGCAAAAAAGAGAAAAAAAAUUUCUGAAAGAAAGGCUAGUACAUGAUAAGGCCUGGUCAAACAUACCCACAAUAGGACAAUCUAGUUUUGACCAGCAAGACAAACAUGCAAAUUCUACACAGACGACACCCCAGCCUGGUAUCUACACUGAGGUUGUAAGUCAAAUACUUUUCCACCUGUGCCAGCCUACUAGAAGGUAAAAUUAUUGAUGUCCAAGACACAAAAUUGGUAUGGACAGAAUGCUACGUGUUUUGAUUAGUCAGAGACAAUUAGGUCCCUUAGAAAAUAUUAUUAGUGUGCCUACAGUAUUAAUACUGUCAGCAGCAAUGAAAUCAAAUAAUUGCAUUUAAUAAAGUGAAUAGCAUGCUUUAGCCACAAGAUAAAUGCUUUAAUUCCACAAGAAUGCCAGAGUAGUUGAAUUGGAAAGUUGUUUGGUUUUUUUUUUUUUUUAGAUGUUUGUUUUUCUUAUUGCCACAAAUCUUUGUUCUUUCUUUGAGUUCAUUGUUAAAAUGCAAUUAAACAAUAUUUGUACUAUAAA